CUAUGCCCCCCCCCCCCCCCCCCCUCUCUCUCUCUCUCUCUCUCUCUCUCUCUCAACCAUAGAUACACACAGACACAGGCACACACGUGCUCUCACAAAUUCUCUUUCUCUCACUCUCUCACUUUCUCCUACACACUUCCGGGUAACGCUCUCACUCCUCUCUGUGUUUCAGGGUCAGUAUGGAGGAGGCCGACCUGUUGAAGGAGCGGCUCCAGGCCAUAACGGUAAAGCUACAAAACAAUACAUCUUUAUUGUUCCAUUACACAGAGACAACGGAUAUUUGGUAAUUUUUUGCUGUCGCAGUACCCAAAUGAUUCCCUAUUGUCUAUUCAUGUGAAAGAAAGAGUAGCUUUUCUGAAAGCUACACAUUUGAAAAGGUCAGAGGCAUUUAUGAAGCUAUUUGUGUUGUGAUGAUUCUGCAAAUGAGAAUGGAUGGCAACGGUAUCUAGUAGCUGUGAAAGAGACCUAGCUAAUCAUCAGGAUAUCUUGUUUUAGAAGUGAAGGUCAAACACUUGGUGUCAGGAAGUGAGAGUAAACUCAUCACUACAGUUCAGUAUGUAGUCUGAGAGAUCUAUAGACCUGGGGCGGCAGGUAGCCUGGCUGGUAGGAGCGUUGGGCCAGUAACCGAAAAGUUGCUGGAUUGAAUCCCCGAGCUGACAAGGUAAAAAUCUGUCGUUCUGCCCCUGAGCAAGGCAGUUAACCCACUGUUCACUGGGCUCUGAUGACGUGGAUGUAGAUUAAGGCUGCCCCCCGCACCUAUCUGCUUUAGAGGGAUUGGGUUAACUGUGGAAGACACAUUUCAGUUGAAUGCAUUCAGAUGUACAACUGACUAGGUAUCCCCCUUUCCUUUUCUUUCCCAGUCUGAGUUUCCUGUCUGGCUGUCUUCACACUUCACUGAUUUCAGUAAACUUGAUUCACUCUAGCUGUGCGUCCACAGAGCUAGCUGUCAGUAGACUAGACUUCAUCUGGGAUAUCCAUUCUCCCUGGGGCUUAGUAAUACAAGGAUCAAACCUGGGACUAUUAAUAGACAACAAUAUGUCUGAUCACCACACUUUACAUUACAGAUAUGUCUAUGCAGUUAUAACUUUUCUACAAAAAUUAAGACAGAGGCAUUAUAUCUCUCUGAUAAUGCUAAAAACCAUUAGAAAAUAAGUAUUAGAUCUUCUGAUCUAAUGUAGGAAGUACUGUGUGUUUCUACAAACAAAAAAAAUGCUAACCCAGCACUGGAUAAAUAUUGGACAGAACACACAGUGGGCUAUUUUGACCCAGCUAGUUGGAAUUCCUGAAUAACCCAACAUGUUGGGUUGUUGGGAUUAACUAAACAUGGGUUAAUUUAAGCAUCAGUUGUGUGUUUUUUUGUUUCAUGCUGAGUUCACCUAGCAGCUGGGUCUUUUCUUUAUAUAAUCCUUAGGUUAUUUUCAGGAGGCGUGGCUUAUUAGGGGUGUGGCUUUCAGAUAGAUCUUAUUGGCUACCCGUGAGAGUAAAUGCCAUUCCUGUUCAUCAUGUUAAGUUUACAUACUGUAAAUUAUUAUUAUUUUGUGCAUUUUACACAUUCUUCUAGAAUAUUAUGAAUAUUUAUUACAUAUUUUAAUAAAGUGGUAAUCUAUCCCAACAAUGGGAUUUGCAUAGGCUUUUAGGGAACUCAUACACUUCUCUAAACCUCAUUGAAGCUCCGAAAAUGUCAAUGUUCAAGCUUAACGUGAUUACUAUACAACAGAACAGAUUAACAGGAAUGACAUUUACUCUCACGGGUGGCUAAACAUUAGUAUCUGAAAGCCACGCCCCUACCAAAAUACGCCUCCAGUCUUCUGAUCUCAAUAACCCAGCACCAACAACCCAGCAUCAACAACCCAACCUUGCUCUUUUUAAAGAAAAGAUCCCAACUAAGUGACCCAACGCCUGCAACCCAGCGGUUGGGUCAACCAAACAAUCCAACCAUAAAGGGUAGGCCUAUACGCAUAGGGCCGGUUUCCUAGACAGAGCCAUUGAAAUAGUGUUUUAGUGCAGGACUAGGCUUCAUCUUUGUCUGGGAAACCAGCCCAAAGGGUAUUUAUAGAGAGAAACUGCUAAAAUGUUAUAUUGACCAGAUGGACACUGUGGACAGGUUGUAUCUGACUUGCUAUGAUGUCACAGGCAUCUCCCUGCCUGAUUGGACACAGUGGGGUGCUGGAGCGUUCCCAUUGGUUGGAAUUAUGAGAAUACAAUAGCCAUGACUAGCUGUAGAUUCAUUUAUGUCUAUGAAAUGACAAAAACAGGUGAAAUCUCUCCAUUGACAAAGCCAUGCUUGAAUGUCUUCACAGGAAAAAAGAAGAGUCCAGGACGACAUCGCAAAGAAAAGGAGACAAAUUGAGGAGGAAAAAUUAAAACUCCAGUGUUUAAAGGUAUGUUUUAGUCGAAACUGUUAUCUACAUUGUUACAAACCCAGUGCAUGUGCAUUGUAUCUGAAGAGAAAAAGACUGGAAUGGAAUUGAAAUAUCUACCCGGCCAUUGGAACACACACAACAGUUGUUGAGUUACAACACUAUAGUUCAUGGUGUAACAUAGUCUAUUGAUGGUUUCCCCAAAUAGAAAAAGGCCCUUCGAGAGCAGUGGCUGAUGGAUGGGCUGAGCCCUCAGAGUGAGGAGGACCAGGAGGCCACCAAUCUACAGGCCCAGGGCGACCAGGAGCAAACCCUAUUACUGCAGAGUAACAUUGACAGGUACAUCUUACAAUGGGAUGAAUGGUGAGGUGUGGGUGUGUAUGUUUGUAUGUAUGUUUGAAUGUGUGUGUGUGUGUGUGUGUGUGUGUGUGUGUGUGUGUGUGUGUGUGUGUGUGUGUGUGUGUGUGUGUGUGUGUGUGUUACUGCUGAGUGAUUAACCAAAAUGUCUUACUUUUUCAGUAAAUUAAACAACCAAUUGACCGACAUUGGUUCAAUUACUUGAGAGAAAUUCCAUAGAGAGAAAUCAUAUCAAGCACGAAAGACAUCACAUCAAGAAUGAACUGUGGGAUGCUGUAGGGAGUUUUUAAUAGGGAAAUAUUCAACCUAGUUCAGCACAGUAAAACUUGGUAAUUAACUACAAUGACCAGAAUCCAUUGCGCCUUUUCUUCCCGGCCCCGCACAUACAGUAUACCCUAUACAGAUAUAUAUAUAUAUAUUUUUAAAUAUAUUUAACUUCACUUAAAAUGUAUUUCAAAUGUAUUUCAAAUACAUGUAGAUAUAUUUGCAUCUUUGCUCAGAUGCAUGUAAUGCCUUAAAAAGUAUUCCAGAAAUACAUGCAAAUACAUGGCCAUGACAUAUCGUCUACAAGGUGGCCAGAUGGUUAUUAUUAUAACACAACAAUGUAAUACACACAAAGGAAAACAAGAAUCAAUUUCAAAUUUCAAGCAAUUUAUUUGACCUGGGUUCACAUUAAUAAGCAUUUAAUUUCACACAUCAAUGUAAACGUUAAAAGUUAAAAGUUGAAAAGAAUUAAUAUUCCAUACAUUCAUGUUCUCGUCUCAUGACAUAUUCCAUAUUGCAUGGUAGAUACAGUGGUUUCUUUAGAUAUCCUACUUUUGUUGUCAAGCAUCACUGGACCAUCUCUCGCAACAGACCAUUUCUCAUGUAUUUACACUUGUUCCUUCACAUGACAUAAUAUUACUUCAUGUUCAUAUUCCAUGCUAGAUACAGUGGCUUCAUUUGGACUUCAAUGUAAAUGUUUUUUAAAAGUUAAAAACAAUUCAUAUUCCAUAUAUUUACGUUCUCGUCUCAUGACAUAUUCCAUGUACAUAUUCUAUAUUCCAUGCUAGAUACAGUGGUUUCUUUUUUUGUCACGUCUUACUAGACUAUCUCACAUCUAUUCACAAAUGUAAUCAACUUUCAGCUUGGUGGUUUGCAUGAACAAACGUUUACAUUUAAUUCUGGAAACAGGAAUUGCAGUUAAUUUACCAAGCGUUUUCAUGACAGAUUCAAAAUAAGAUGGUUAGCGAUGGUUGAGCAGAAGUUGUGUUUUCCCUUGUAAAAUAUCUUCCCAUAUUAUAACCCAUUACCCCUUUAUCGUGUUCACAGAAAAUGAAGGUAUUCACAGAGAAAAUGCUGUGGUCAACAUCAUCCAAGACAACAGUAUAAGAAUUGCAUUUGUAUACACGUGUGUAAUUUUCUGAAUGUAUCACUUCUCCAUUUAAAAUGACUUUGUUGAAAUAUUUCACUAUUCCUUUCUUUACUACAUGUUUGUGCAAAGCGAUAAAAUACGAUUUACUAAGAGUUCGAAUUGUAGGACUACCAAGGCCUGUGACACCACUGCAACUACGUGUCACAUGUAUUAACUGUAUAGGUCCUACAAGGAAUUCAAAUACUUUUGUUUGCAUUCUGAUGAAGCACUACCAAGUAUCUUGUGUCCAUAGGCUGGUAAGGCUCUCUGCAUCCAAAAUGUUUUAAGGAUUUGCAAAGCAACUCCUUGAGAGCCCUUGACUAUAUCUAUCAGAUUUGCAUUAUACGACUCAAAAACAAAACUGGAAUGAGUCCAGACACGACCAAAAUUGCGGAACAGUUUUUGGAAGGUGGAGGCAAAGAUGCACGUUAAAAGAAACAUUACCCACCCCAUAAACACAAUGCAUUUCUUUGACAAAAUGUUCAAGGAAAACUUCUGACUCAGAAAUAUGACUUUCGGUAAUGCUCUCGCCAAGUAGUAUAGAUACUACUAACCAAUGAGUUAAGUAACAAUCUGGCAAGAUUGACUAUAUAGUACACUCUUAGAAAAAAGGGUUCCAAAAGGGUUCUUUGGCUGUCCCCAUGGGAGAAACCUUUUCGGUUCCAGGUAGAACCCUUUUUGGUUCCAGGUAGAACUCUUUUGGGCUCCAUGUAGAACCCUCUGUGGAAAGGGUUCUACUUGGAACCAAAAAGGGUUAUUCUAUGGGGACAGCGGAAGAACCCUUUUAGGUUCUAGAUAGCACCUUUUUUUCUAAGAGUGUACAGGAGCCACAUGUACCAUUUGUGUGCCUUCCAAAAUGUUAUUUGGGUGAUCGAACUUGGUAAAAGUGAGACGUUGCAUUUUGGCUUUAUAUUCAAAAGCAUGUCAUCUAGAUAUUGAGUUGAUCUACCUAUAUAUACAGUUGAAGUCGGAAGUUUACAUACACUUAGGUUGGAGUCAUUAAAACUUGUUUUUCAACCAAUCCACAAAUUUCUUGUUAACAAACUAUAGUUUUGGCAAGUCGGUUAGGACAUCUACUUUGUGCAUGACACAAGUCAUUUUUCCAACAAUUGUUUACAGACAGAUUCCUUCACUGUAAUUCACUGUAUCACAAUUCCAGUGGGUCAGAAGUUUACAUACAGUAAGUUGACUGUGCCUUUAAACAGCUUGGAAAAUUCCAGAAAACGAUGUCAUGGCUUUAGAAGCUUCUGAUAGGCUAAUUGACAUAAUUUGGGAAAAUCAAAAGAAAUCAGCCAAGACCUCAGGAAAAAGAUUGUAGACCUCCACAAGUCUGGUUCAUCCUUGGGAGCAAUUUCCAAAUGCCUGAAGGUACCACGUUCAUCUGUACAAACAAUAGUAUUCAAGUAUAAACACCAUGGGACCACGCAGCCGUCAUACCGCUCAGGAAGGAGACGCGUUCUGUCUCCUAGAGAUGAACGUACUUUGGUGUGAAAAGUGCAAAUCAAUCCCAGAACAACAGCAAAGGACCUUGUGAAGAUGCUGGAGGAAACCGGUACAAAAGUAUCUAUAUCUACAGUAAAACGAGUCCUAUAUCGACAUAACCUGAAAGGCCGCUCAGCAAGGAAGAAGCCACUGCUCCAAAACCGCCAUAAAAAAGCCAGACUACGGUUUGCAACUGCACAUGGGGACAAAGAUCGUACUUCAUGGGGACAAAGAUCGUACUUUUUGGAGAAAUGUCCUCUGGUCUGAUGAAACAAAAAUAGAACUGUUUGGCCAUAAUGACCAUCGUUAUGUUUGGAGGAAAAAGGGUGUGGCUUGCAAGCCGAAGAACACCAUCCCAACCGUGAAGCACGGGGGUGGCAGCAUCAUGCUGUGGGGGUGCUUUGCUGCAGGAGGGAUUGGUGCACUUCACAAAAUAGAUGGCAUCAUGAGGAAGGAAAAUUAUGUGGAUAUAUUGAAGCAACAUCUCAAGACAUCUGUCAGGAAGUUAAAGCUUGGUCGCAAAUGGGUCUUCCAAAUGGGCAAUGACCCCAAGCAUACUUCCAAAGUUGUGGCAAAAUGGCUUAAGGACAACAAAGUAAAGGUAUUGGAGUGGCCAUCACAAAGCCCUGACCUCAAUCCUAUAGAACAUUUGUGGGCAGAACUGAAAAAGCGUGUGCGAGCAAGGAGGCCUUCAAACCUGACUCAGUUACACCAGCUCUGUCAGGAGGAAUGGGCCAAAAUUCACCCAACUUAUUGUGGGAAGCUUGUGGAAGGCUACCCGAAACGUAAAUAAAUAAAUAAAUUAUUCUCUCUAGUAUUAUUCUGACAUUUCACAUUCUUAAAAUAAAGUGGUGAUCCUAACUGUCCUAAGACAGGGAAUUGUUACUACGAUUAAAUGUCAGGAAUUGUGAAAAACUGAGUUUAAAUGUAUUUGGCUAAGGUGUAUGUAAACUUCCGACUUCAACUGUAUAUAUACCAUGACAUCUCAUGAUUUUCAAUGUUGAACUAUAAACUGGUCAUGCUUCUGGCAAUCCCCAAUAUCACUUUGUGCAGAUAAACUGGGAUAGGUCCCUCUAUUAUGUCAAAGUGUUUAAGCCGAGAUAAAUUACUGGGGCCUUUAAUUCCUUUUACAGCUUUGCCAGACUCUAGUGCUGAAUCUAUAAAUAAAUCAGUCUAAGACUGAUUUCUGAGUUGACAGUUUUCCUCAAAAGGAUAUGCACCUUUGCUACUACAGUACCUUUUUGGAGACAAAAAGUGCAGCCAAAUGUCCCAUUAAACUGUUUAAUGUUUUGAAGAGGUCCCAUGGGGCGGCGCACAAUUGGCCCAGCAUCGUCCAGGGCAGGGGAGGGAAUGGCCGGCAGGGAUGUAGCUCAGUUGGUAGAGCAUGGCGUUUGCAACGCCAGGGUUGUGGGUUCGAUUCCCACAGGGGGCCAGUAUGAAAAAAUAGAAAAAUAAUGUAUGCACUCACUAACUGUAAGUCGCUCUGGAUAAGAGUGUCUGCUAAAAUGUAAAUGUAAAAAUGUCUGGAGUUACAGACUAAAAUUAAAGGAAAGACUUUGCUAGUCACAAUUUCACCUUCAGGAUUUUUCCAUUUGACACCUUGAUCUUGCAAAGUAAUACAUUCAGCUACAAAAGGUUUCAAGUAUGUGGCUUUUGGGGCCUAAACCAUAAACCGCAGAGAAGGACGUGCUUGUUUCUCAGAUGUACAUGAAGCUCAUUAAUAGUACAAAGAAGCGGCCAAAUGCUAAAUAACGAGGAUUUAAAAAUUGGAACUCCGUCACAACUGAACUGAAGGGACAGAUUAUCAGGAUAAUUUUAGAGGUGACAGUUCCUUUUACAUCUUCCCAUCCUAUAUACCAUCUAUAGAAGCUGGGUUCUCUUUAACUAUCACAUCUAUGCUUUAGAUCAUUUGCAAUCUCAGGUUCCUGCAACAUAUUCUGAAUUUGCUCUUCUAAGGGCAAAUAUAUAUUUUUUAAAUACCGUCUUUCCGAUUUUUCGAUUGCCUUCUUACAGCUCCUGCAGUACACCGUCGUAUCAGAAUGUUCCACCAUGCAAAGACCAAUUCUCACGCGUAGUGAAUUUCCAUGUACUGUUUCGUUUCAUCAAAAUACAUGUAAAAUAAUAACGGAAUUACUCCCACCCACAAGAUUCAUGACUUUGAUGAUGUCCUCUCGGCAAUCAUUGGUCAAACUAUACUUCAAUUUUACAGACAGAAACAGAAGUUCAUUUAGUUAUUUAGUCUGUUUGGGCUCAGUGUCUGUCUCACAGUCAUCUGGGACUAGAUCAUCUUCUGAGUUGUAUUGGAGACCAUCUGCCUCAGAACGAAGAUCAUCUAGAUGGGGACGAAGGUCAUCCACAUGGGUCGGUCCAGCACAGCCUGAUUGAUGUCCACCCAGAUUGCUUUGUCCAGCGCUGAGAGGCACCUUCAAUAAAACAUCACAGUACUUUACUUUAAAUAACAUAAAAAACAUUUUAUUUUGCAUUGAAAUGUCUUGAACUGGCCACAAGAACACUUUUGACCAGCCAGAGGAUAAAACCUGUCAUGUGCUACAAUGUUUAUCCUCUCUCUGACCCUAUAGUAACAGUGUUUAGAAAGUUCAUGUUUGUUCACCUGUGGAUUCCUAUAGUAACAGUGUUAGGGCAGAUAUUGUUUCAGGUACCUGUGUAUUUCUACAGUAACAGUUGAAAACAUCCUGUGGUGUGCCAGUCCAAAUAAAACAUGCCCCCCUGUCCUAAAUGACUACAGGCCUGUCGAGUUGAUUUCACAUUAUUAAAAAUAACUCACUAGCUAAACUAAACUCAGUUGGUAGAUUCUCUCUCUGUUGUCUCUCCUCCUUAACCCUGUCUCUUGUCCCUCAUAGGUAUGUAGAUGAUGCAUUUCUAUAUCAUGUCUGCAUAAUUAACUGUAUGUUACUGUUCAUUCAUCACCAUUACGGCAUCCUUUUACCACAGGGGGGCAGAAUAAUUAUGUUCUCUGAAAAUGUUGUUUCAUAUCCCCCAUUCAAAUCAUUGCAUAUUCUGUUCACUUUAUGAUGUGACUGAUUUAAACUUACCGUAAAGUUACUUCUUUCAUUGUGGCCAUCUUCAUUCAUUGUGAUGCCAGAAUAGUGUCCCCUAAGAGAUAAUUGACAGUCAUUUAAUAUCAUCUUGAACUGAGCCAUUCAUUCCUUCUACUUAUCAGAUAUAGCUAACAUUAAUUACAACUAACAAUCAUCAUAAUUGUCACUAACAAUAAUCACUAAUUCCACACAAAAUGGCGGCACACUUGUAGGCCACCAUAACUUGUUAUCUGCCAAGCUGUAGCCUUAAAUAUAAGUAUAUUGCAAUUAGUUAUUUACCACUUAAAAUAUAGAUAGCUAGCUAAAUAUCUUGGUAUUAAAUCCUACCAAAAUCAACAGUCUAGUGUGGUUGAAUGUAAAUUUUGAACAGCUUCUUGCACACAAAAUGUAUGCCAUGAGAGAGAAAUGUACACAUUCAACCACACUAGCUAGACUGUUGAUUUUGGUAGGAUUUAAUACCAAGAUAUUUAGCUAGCUAUCUUUAAGUGGUAAAUAACUAAAUGCAAUAGACUUAUAUUUAAGGCUACAGCUUGGCAGAUAACAAGUGUAGCUCAGUUGGUAGAGCAUGGUGCUUGCAACGCCAGGGUUGUGGGUUUGAUUGCCAGGGGGGCCAGUAUGAAAAUGUAUGCAUUCACUUAACUGUAAGUCGCUCUGGAUAAGAGCAUCUGCUAAAUGACUAAAAUGUAAAAAAAUGUAAAUACACAAGAGGGAUAGAGACAGUUUGUGAGGUAGCUCUACCUGAUUGAUAGUUUUAGCAGUCUUGAAAAUGCCUUAUCUACUUUGAAGAACUACUAAAAUAGUGAUUUCGGCAGAAAGCUCUGCAGCAUGGGCAGCUGUGGCAACCCAAUGAUCAUGGGCUACCCUUUUCGCUAGCCAAGGGGACCUUGGCUCGUUGGGUAGCACAGAGAUAGCGUAGAUGGUUGUCUGGCAGUCUGGCUGCUACUGCUUGAGCAGAGAUGAGGUGACUUUAAGAAAUGAAAGAAUAAAGUCAUCAAAUAAAAAAGAAAUAAUAUACAUAACAAAAAUAUUUUAUUUAAUUAAAGUAAUGUGAAUAAAUUAUGGUAAAUAAGUGCUAAGCAGUAAUGGUAGUCACUACAGCAUGGGGGUCCUAUGAAUUGCUUUAGUCUGUGCUGUUAAGAGACAAUGGAAUGUUAUUAAUAUUAAUGUUAUUAAUAUUUUGCUUUGGAAUUUCAAUUAAAAAGCAAAAAAACUCAUUUCAAGGUCUUUAAAUGUAAAAAUUAAUAAUAAUCGAAAACCGUGAUCAUUUUUUAAAAACCGAACCCGAACCGACCUCAAAAAGCACUAAUCACUCAGCACUAGUGUGCUAGUGCGUUCGUUCAUGUUUGCUUGUGUGUGGCUGAGUGCAGUGCACACAUUCACGUGUUAGUGAGUCAAGAGCAUACGUUUCUAAGUCAAAGGGCAACACAGGAGAUUUCCGAACACUUUCCCUUUCUAGCCUGAGCUACUAUGAGUGGGAAACGAUUGGAAGGAUUACACCAAGAUGGUGCUCUUUAACCCACUGCUUAACCCCUGUGAGAGGCUUUGUAUGUCAGCCAACGGUCGUACAGAUAGUCUUCCCACCCCAACCAUUGUUACGUAAAAACCUGUCUACUGUGCUGUUUAAACCAACCCCCUUAGAGAGGAUUACUCCCUCUAAGUACCCUUAUGCAAUAACAAUACUAACUUCUAGAGAGUAUAGAGUGUUACUCUCUAGUGUUAUAGUGUUAGUGUACGUAUAUACUGAGUGUACAAAACAUUAAGAACAACUUCCUAAUAUUGAGUUGAAUUUUUGCCCUCAGAACAGCCUCAAUUCAUCAGGGCAUGGACCCUACAAGGUGUCGAAAGCGUCCCACAGGGAUGCUGGCCCAUGUUGACUCCAAUGCUUCCCACAGUUGUGUCAAGUUGACUGCAUGUCCUUUGGGUGGUGGACCAUUCUUGAUACACACAGGAAACUGUUGAGCGUGAAAAAACCCAGCAGCAUUGCAGUUCUUGACACAAACCAGUGUGCCUGGCACCUACUACCAUACCCCGUUCAAAGGUACUUCAAACUUUUGUCUAGCCCAUUCACCCUCUGAAUGGCACAUAUACACAAUCCCUGUCUUAAUUGUCUCAAGGCUUAAAAAUCAUUCUUUAACCUGUCUCCUCCCCUUCAUCUACACUGAUUGAAGUGGAUUUAACAAGUGACAUCAAUAAGGGAUCAUAGCUUUCACCUGGAUUCACCUGGUCAGUCUAAGUCAUGGAAAGAGCAGGUGUUCUUAAUGUUUUGUACACUCAGUGUCACUCUAAUAACAUAUACUAUAUAUAGAUUUUAGUAUAGCUCUCAGAGUAUAGCUGUAAGUGCUAAUAUGUUCUAUCAGAGCGAGGCACUGUUAUAUUUUCUGAUGGUAGAACAUUAAUGGAGAGACGAGUGAACUAGAGUGACCCGUCUCUUGUCUGUCCUGCUAUCCUGCCUGUCAGCAUUGAUGUGAUGAGAUGGGCUCUGAGCUUUGUUCACUGGACCGUAUCAGAGCUGUGUGAUAAAUCUAUGUCCUAAAUGGCACCCUAUUCCCACCCUUUGGGUCCUGGUCAAAAGUAGCACACUAUUCAAAAGUAGUGCACUAUAUAGAGAAUAGGGUGGCAUUUGGGACGCAAACAAAAGCACCAAACCAAUCUGGAGAGAAAUCCUCCUCAUCACCUGGAAAAAACAACCUAUCAACGAUCAGGAUGAGGGUUCAGAAAUAGACUUUGACCCCUGACCAAAACAAUCACAUUUAGAAAAACACAUAAACAGCCUAUCAAUAUUCACCUUAAGGAGAGUAUAUCAAAAUUAUUGGAUAUAAACCGCAUACUGAUAAACACAAAUUAAAUCAAGCAAUCUAUCUCUAUCAAAGAACAAGCAUAGUCAUUGUACAUGUUAAUUUAUAUGCUAAGCUAUGAGUGACCGACUACCGAUGAUUACGGUUGAAAUGGAUAAGGUAAUUUCCAUGCAACUGUCAAUUUGUUUUUCAGAUUUUCAUAGGAAUACCGUUGCUUGCUGAGCAAUUACUGUCUGUUUGGUGUAAUUGCGGCUGCUAAGCUGCUCUAUGUUUUGCAUCCACUUUACAGAAUGGAGACGGAAAUAGAGGCUCUGGAAACACAGGAGCUGCAGAUUUCAGCCAACGAGGAAGUGAUUCUGAAGCGACUGAAGGAGGUAGAGAGGACUGCAGAGGACAUCAUCAAGGUAUUGCUCGUCUAAUACUAACAUUAGACCAUUACUUUGUGCUUAUAUUGUGGGACUUGUAUUUACAUCCAUUAUUCUGGUUCUUUGGAGAAGAGCAAGGGUUCAUGGGUAUUAGGCCUAAUGCUUGAAUCUUGAGUUUGCAGUGUACUUGGUUUAUCAUUCUCGUCGUCGACCUCACACUAACAUCAAUGGGGGGGUGGAUAAUGUCUAAUACUCUGUGUCUAUGUCCUUUAUGUCUAUGGGGAAUGGCUUCAUUCCAAUGAAAUGGAGGAUAUUAAUUGAAUAUGCAGGUAGUGAUUUGUGUUAAAGUUGUUGUUUUCACAAAGAGGUUGCUGUGAACUGACUGUGUGGGUGUGCGGUGGUUAGCAAAGGUCUGCUUAUAGAGGAAAAGGUGAUGCGAAAUGGAAGGCAAUUAUAUUGAUGGAGGGCAGAAGGUGCCAAUGGUCUACUUGCAUGUUUUCUGAUUCCUUGGAUAUGGUGUCUAAUCACUGACCUGAAACUAACAACCCUUGAGCCGUUUGGAAAGGACUAACGUACUUUCUUUUUCACCUGGUUUGUUGUGAUUUUUCGCAUCAUCCUUUCAGUCGGUUUUGAUUUUGAACACCUGUAUCUCCACACAGGAGUUAAAUGCUGAAUACCAGGCAGGUAAAUACUUUUGUUGCUCUUGGUGUUGUGCUUGUCUUCCUAACAUUAUAUUCCUAUAUUUAUUCUAUAUUAACAUCUACUGGAGGACUAAUGGCAUAUGUGAACUGACUGGGUUGUUAUCUUUACAGACCCGAUACAAUACAUUUACUCACCGAUUCCAAAUAUGCCAGAUUUCCAGAUGCCAAGGUCCAUCACACCUACCAGUAGACCACUGAGGAAAAGUACAAAUCCACAGGAAGGACUUGAUGGUGAAGAACCAAAGCAGGGUAUAUAAACAAUAUACAGUAUUCUGAAUGCAAUAUCUGGCAUAUGUUAUUUAGAGUGAAAAAAGUAUUUGAUCCCCUGCUGAUUUUGUACGUUUGCCCACUGACAAAGACAUUUUAGUCAUUUAGCAGACGCUCUUAUCCAGAGCGACUUACAGUUAGUGAGUGCAUACAUUUUUUAUAUUUUUUUCAUACUGGCCCCCUGUGGGAAUCGAACCCACACCCUGGCAUUGCAAACGCCAUGCUCUACCAACUGAGCUACAUCCCUGCCGGCCAUUCCCUCCCCUACCCUGGGCCAAUUGUGCGCCGCCCCAUGGGUCUCCCGGUCGCGGCCGGCUACGACAGAGCCUGGAUUCGAACCAGGAUCUCUAGUGGCACAGCUAGUACUGCGAUGCAGUGCCUUAGACCACUGCGCCACUCGGGAGGCCAUGAUCAGUCUAUAAUUUUAAUGGUAGGUUAAUUUGAACAGUGAGAGAUAGAAUAACAACAAAAAAAUCCAGAAAAACGCAUGUCAAAAAAUGUUAUAAAUUGAUUUGCAUUUUAAUGAGGGAAAUAAGUAUUUGACCCCCUCUCAAUCAGAAAGAUUUCUGGCUCCCAGGUGUCUUUUAUACAGCUAACGAGUUGAGAUUAGGAGCACACUCUUAAAGGGAGUGCUCCUAAUCUCAGUUUGUUACCUGUAUAAAAGACACCUGUCCACAGAAGCAAUCAAUUAAUCAGAUUCAAAACUCUCCACCAUGGCCAAGACCAAAGAGCUCUCCAAGGAUGUCAGGGACAAGAUUGUAGACCUACACAAGGCUGGAAUGGGCUACAAGACCAUCGCCAAGCAGCUUGGUGAGAAGGUGACAACAGUUGGUGCGAUUAUUCGCAAAUGGAAGAAACACAAAAGACCUGACAAUCUCCCUCGGCCUGGGGCUCCAUGCAAGAUCUCACCUCGUGGAGUUGCAAUGAUCAUGAGAACGGUGAGGAAUCACCCAGAACUACACGGGAGGAUCUUGUCAAUGAUCUCAAGGCAGCUGGGACCAUAGUCACCAAGAAAACAAUUGGUAACACACUACGCCGUGAAGGACUGAAAUCCUGCUGUGCCCGCAAGGUCCCCCUGCUCAAGAACGCACAUAUACAGGCCCGUCUGAAGCUUGCCAAUGAACAUCUGAAUGAUUCAGAGAAGAACUGGGUGAAAGUGUUGUGGUCAGAUGAGACCAAAAUCGAGCUCUUUGGCAUCAACUCAACUCGCCGUGUUUGGAGGAGGAGGAAUGCUGCCUAUGACCCCAAGAACACCAUCCCCACCGUCAAACAUGGAGGUGGAAACAUUAUGCUUUGGGGGUGUUUUUCUGCUAAGGGGACAGGACAACGUCACCACAUCAAAGGGACGAUGGAUGGCGCCAUGUACCGUCAAAUCUUGAGUGAGAACCUCCUUCCCUCAGCCAGGGCAUUGAAAAUGGGUCGUGGAUGGGUAUUCCAGCAUGACAAUGACCCAAAACACACGGCCAAGGCAACAAAGGAGUGGCUCAAGAAGAAGCACAUUAAGGUCCUGGAGUGGCCAAGCCAGUCUCCAGACCUUAAUCCCAUAGAAAAUCUGUGGAGGGAGCUGAAGGUUUGAGUUGCCAAACAUCAGGCUCGAAACCUUAAUGACUUGGAGAAGAUCUGCAAAGAGGAGUGGGACAAAAUCCCUCCUGAGAUGUGUGCAAACCUGGUGGCCAACUACAAGAAACGUCUGACCUCUCUGAUUGCCAACAAGGGUUUUGCCACCAAGUACUAAGUCAUGUUUUGCAGAGGGGUCAAAUACUUAUUUCCCUCAUUAAAAUGCAAAUCAAUUUAUAACAUUUUUGACAUGCGUUUUUCUGGAUUUUUUUGUUGUUAUUCUGUCUCUCGCUGUUCAAAUAAACCUACCAUUAAAAUUAUAGACUGAUCAUGUCUUUGUCAGUGGGCAAACAUACAAAAUCAGCAGGGGAUCAAAUACUUUUUUCCCUCACUGUAUAUACACACAAUGAGUGGCCAUCUGCACUCUUUUAUAGUCUUUAACACAACGUUACGUCAUGUUACAGGUGUGUAGGUUUCAACAAGCAGGAUAAUGUAAUGAAUAGAUACCCGCACACUGUCGAAAACAUAGAAAAAACAUGAUGAUAUCUGGAAUUAUGAAGCACUUCACCUGUACAUCACAGUGAAUUUUCAUGUGAUAUGGGCCUUUAUAUGAUCAUCCUCUGUAAGUGACUCAUUUGGAUUCCUAGAACACAGAUUCACAGCUUGAAUCAGGCCUUGACACCUGCUGUUCCAAUCAUGUCAUUCCAAAGCCUGUAAUUUAAUAUUUUUUGCAUUGCAGAAAUUGGAAUAAGUGAUAUGAAUCAGAAAAAAUGUAAAUCUUUUUUCAGUUGUCAAGGACCAAUAAUUUGAUUAUUUAUUGAACACAUAAAUACAUGAAAACAGUGUACAGACAGGAGUUAUAACCUACUGUACAUUUUUGUGGUACAUUCAAAAUACAUUCAGUAUUUUAUAUGAAUCAUACACCUUGUGUUCUAGUUGUUGUCCAUCCUAUGUCCUCUCUCUCUCUCCGUAGCUAUGUUCGCCAUGGAGAUCAGUGUAGAGAAGGACAUGAGAACAGGAGAGAGCCAAGUCGUGUCCAUGGCCACCCUAACCCCUGAAGAGUUCCAACAGAAGGGUGUGAUGGUCUACGAUGAUGGGAAGAAGUCUGUCUAUGCCCUACGCUCGGAGGGACUGGUGACCCAGAAUGGGGUGGGGGUAGGCGAACUGAGUAACGUUGAGGUGGAGGAGCUCCUGCGCCAGGCUGGCGAUGCAAAGGUCCCCACAGAGGUCCAGUACCACAAGCCUGUCUACGCUGCUCCUUACACCAGCAGGCCUUCAACCCCUGCAUGGAAGCCUGAGCAGGGACACGUCAGCCCCGGUCCUGCUGGGCCCAAUGGCCAUCGGACCUCCAUUACAACCCCCCAUCCUCAAGCUCUGCCCAGAGAUGGAGCUCAGAGCAAGGAAGAAAUAGCCAGCCCAGCCCCGUCUCACAUUCCAAACCUCUACGCCGACAAGCAUCUAGUGCAGCCUCAAUCACCCCCUCAUCAAGGUUUCAAAACUGGACAGAGCCUCACCAAUGGUAGCAGUGGUAUAGCUCCACACCCAGAUAAAAACAGACUCAGACCAGCUAUCAUCACAGUCCAGAGUUCAGGAGAAAGCCGCACUCCCAUACCGCCGAUAGAGAAUACUGUGACAGAUUGGGACAGGCAGUCACCAAUCUACCCCAACAGUCGUCAGUCUCCAUUCUACCCCAGCAGUCGACAGUCACCAUUUUACACCAGUGACAGUGGUGAGUCCUCCUUCAACAUAAUGAACACCUUGCCACCUGAUCUGGACUCUGAACCAGUGACAAUGAUCUUCAUGGGCUACCAGAACGCAGCAGAAGAGGAAGAUGAGGAGAAUAUCCAAGCCGAGCUGGUCGUCAUCGGAAACGGUGAUGAUGAUGAAGAAGAUGACAACAACGUACCCUCGUACCACCCCGAGGGAUACCAAAGCAAGAUCUUCCAACCCACAGACAAAUGCAACAACAAUACAAACUAUACUGCAGAUUACACAAACUCUGAGAGUCUACUACACCGACCCACAUUCACCCACAAACCUGGCAAGCGGAGUUCCGACCCAGAACGACAGCCCCUAGCCAUAGAAGAGCCCAUGAGUGCAGGUAUCAAGACGGGCAAAAAUAAAUGCUGCUUGUUAAGGGGAGGGGGGGGCUCGUCAAUCCCUCUCCCUCUCUCAUCAAAUGCUAAACUACCCUCUCAUCUACACUAACAACCUAACACUCUCUCUCUGAUCUUGUGAGCCUUUGAGAUCACACUCUAACGCUGUAGCUGCUGCGCCAACCUACUCACAGCCCAAGCAUGUAGGGCAUUCUCUAUCCCCUGGACCCCACGUUCAUCCUCUUUUGUCUUCCAUUAACAAGAUAAUAAGGCACAGUUUUAUAGCGGUUACCACAUCUGGCAUUACUUUAUGUAGCCUUAUUUUAACUAUAGUCAGAUUUGACAAAUGAAUGGAAGCUUUAAACUGUUUUGAAUCAAAACAAUAUCGGAGAGAUGUUGUCAUUUAAAUCAGUGUAUUACUAACUUGUUUUUUUGAGAGACUUUAGCUCCAUCCAGUGGCCAUACUGAUGAACACAUCAACAUUUGCUUGGUCAUGUUCUGGGUACAGGUGAACUGAAUGCCAAAGAUGAUGAUGCUGCUUGUAAGGCAAGCCAUUACAUUUCUCGAAUGAGAUGUUCUAAUUUUUAUAUAAGAUUAAGUGCUUGGUCAUUGCUAAUGUAUUUGUGUGCUAUCUAACUCGACUGUUCUGCAAAAUGUCUGCUUUUGUAGCCAAACUAAUUAAAACUACCUCAUCAUACUAUCCACUGGUUGCAGUUCUCUCUUUGUCAAUUCAGAGUACAAUUUCACAGCAUGACUAAACUGCUGACUAACUGACUUAUACUGGCAAUCAUACAAUACUCUUUCAAUAUAAUGAUUUACCUGACUUCAAAGGGUGAUUAUUUAUAUAUCACCAUUUAGUAAUGUUUUGGUUUAUCCGCUUCCCUGAAUCUCACUCCCCAUUAUUGUGUUGGAUUGGUACAGAUGUUGAACUAUGUUCCAUGUUUUUUUAGGUCUCUAUUGGCAAGCAUGUCCUUGGGUAUUUUUCCUAAGCCAUCUGAAAAGCCAAGACUGAGGCUGAGGAACAUGAAUUGGCAUAUGCUUGAGAAAUACUUACAUAAGCCUUUUCUUACCAUUAUAUAAGCUACAAUUUCGAUGGAAAAAAUCCCUUCCACCCUACCCAUUAUUUCAAUUCUAUUCAAUUUCAUGGUAAAGAAGAAGUCUUAGAGACAGCAAGACAAUGCAUACUAAUGCAUUAGUAUUACAUAAGGAUAUUCACACAGGUUGUUCUUCUUAUACCAUGGAAACCUUCAGGAGAACAUUUUAUAUUACUGGUUUGUGGGAUGAUUGACUACAAUUUAGGAGAUAAUCAAGAUUCUGUCCAAAAUAUUGAAUUUAAACAUUGUCAAUUUUUCUCCUCCACAGCUUAUAAAGUGAGAAUGUCAAAGCUAGGGGGGAAAGUGUAACCGGCAAAGUGAUUGAUUCCCGUCCCUGAAGAAUAACGAACAGAAAAGAGUGGUCCUAUGGAACAGACCUUUUCUACACACUACUUUGCUCAUCAGAUACAGGACGUAUUCAAAGAGACAGACCACUGACAAGACAGAUGGAUGAUUAGAAUUUAAUUUAUAUUAUCAUGGAAGUGCCAAGAUGGUCUAUGAAUGUGUGAAAUCGAAAAUAUCUGUAUAUCAAUCAUGCAUUUAUGGUAUGUCAAUGUUUAAUUUAUUAGGUGUAGUAUUCAUUCAGCAACAAUAUUUAUUCAAAGACAUUUGCUGUUCAUUUCUAAAAUGGCUGUGGAAGUGUUUUAAUGCCAAAGUGACCUACCUUUUGCUGCUGUCAGUGCUUUUACAAAAUCUACAAUAAGGAAUUGAUUCCUGAACAUAUUAAUGCCAUUGGUAAUAUUGCAUACUAAAUUAGAAAAUAAAAAGUUGUUAUCUGAAUAACCAAAGAAAAUGUAUAACAAAGACUGGGCAUAAUAACUUUGACAUUAUGUUUUCUAUCAACAUGUUAUUUCUAUGGUUGAGAGUUUGUACAUUGAUUGACCAUACAUUCAGUGAAGGGAUUGUUAUCAAUUGAAAUAGUCACAAAAGCAUAUCUGAACGAGAUACACACAAUCGUCAAUUCAAGUUACAGUACACUGUACAAACCUUAGGAAAGGAAACACGAGAAGAUUAGAAACACCUGGGAACUUGAACAUUAAGUUUCUGGUUUUGACUAAAUGCUUCACAGGGUUACCAUAGUACAAAACAUUAGUAUUCUCAACGUUACUCACAGCAGAGAAGUCUUGGGUACACUCUUUAUGAAUGUGCGACAGUGUGCG
Messenger RNA from Coregonus sp. 'balchen', 18686 nucleotides. The record is from the annotation of a GenBank genome assembly. Lineage: Eukaryota; Metazoa; Chordata; Actinopteri; Salmoniformes; Salmonidae.